This is a messenger RNA of Lampris incognitus (smalleye Pacific opah), 816 nucleotides long. RefSeq lists its product as uncharacterized. Lineage: Eukaryota; Metazoa; Chordata; Actinopteri; Lampriformes; Lampridae. The record is from RefSeq and is a predicted model, not a curated record. Bases 1 to 756 code for a protein of 251 amino acids. The transcript has 4 exons.
AUGAAGGUUAUCAAAGACAAUGUGCUGCACAGGCUUAAGGCCUACAAUCUUUCCCAACUGGUUGACUUUAUGGUGACCCGGUUCGAGGACUAUUACAUCAGGCGCCUCACUGAUUUUGCCAGCAACAGGGUGGUCAGGCGGCAACCAAGGCCAUCUACCUCAGAUGUGGACUGCCAGAGAAUCACACGGAAGAACACCUUGGAGAUGGAGUUUCUGCUGGGACUGCUCCGACCCUCUCAGGUGAGAUCAGGAGGCGAACCACCCUCACAUCAAGAUGAGGCAUCUGAUGCUACCUAUGAAGCUACUAGCAGCUCAGUAGCUGGAACAAGCACAUCAGACACAGAGGACCUGAAGAGGCAGCUGGAUGACUUUGUUGGAGACCUGAAAAGGAAGUUGGAGGAGGAUGAGAGCUACAGCGCACCUGUUAAGGCUUUUCUGUCCACUUUCUCAAAGCUCCACACAGACUCAGCCAUCCAGUCUGCUUUGUUCUCCAUAGGGAAAGCACCACAAGCCCAACCGAUGGGACGGAAGAGACCAAGGGGUUUCCUCCAAACAACCACCACAAUAGGUGUCCAACCUACAGCGGUGAGACGAAGAAAGACCCCUUUGGGUGGGAGGAGAAGCCUUGGAGCCGGCCGGCCCCCAAAAAGCUCUAAGAAGGAGCACGGCUACCACAAGAAGGGAAGAGCAAAGCCCGCACCUCACAAUCUUUCCUUCUGUGUCCAAGAAAACAGUGCCUUAGGGAAGACACACUGAGGGCCAUAUGCAUGCACAUGAUAGAGUGAUAUACUGUACAUCCAGUCUCCUUUAUAAAUG